Molecule: messenger RNA, 1519 nt
Organism: Drosophila teissieri
Lineage: Eukaryota; Metazoa; Arthropoda; Insecta; Diptera; Drosophilidae
Exons: 1
Coding region: 2-1429 (475 amino acids)
Source: RefSeq, a predicted model, not a curated record
AAUGUUUUGCCCUUAUACGAGUGUAGUAGAAAAAUCUCAAAUGGAUGAGGAAUUAGAAUUAAUCAGCCGCAAUUUAAGCGAUGUUCUGGCCAAGUUGAAGAACAGCAAACACAAUGACUUGCAGGAUCGCAAGCUAAAGAUGGCUCGGCUGAUACGACUCCACUUGCAGCACGUGCAAACUACGGUGGUCACACUCAGGAGGAGGACGCAGCAGAGGACCAGGCGGAGAUUUAGGAUGCUACGCACGUUAUUUAUGCGCCAGAUGAUGGAAAUGCACUCGAACUACCUGCACAUGUACGCCAUGCUGCGCCUGAAGCAUUCCCAAGUCAUGGAAUCGGACUCGGAAACCAGCGAUGUCGAUGGAGAACCGCAGGUGGAGAUGGGCAUGCAAGGAACUUUUCCCUGCUUUGAUUCCCAUUUCUUUGAGCAUGUGAUUCCUGAUCUGAGCGAGGAGGAGUUUCUCAACACACUCCAUGUGACCCGGGGAACCUUUGAGACCUUGUGCAAGCAAUUGUCUCCCACUCUGCGGACUUCGGAUGAACUUACUCAAAGAGCGCCAGCAAUUUCUACCGAAAAGUGCGUGGCUCUGGCCCUGUACUUCCUGGCCAGCGGCGAACGGCUCUCUUUGAUUGCCGAGAGAUUUUCCCUGCCCCGUCCAAGGACUAUCAAGUGUCUAAAGGUCUUCUGCAACGCCGUGAUGUCCACUUUGGGCCGGGCGCUUCGCCAAUUGCCACAGCAUCCAGUGGACUGCAAUAGUGUAGCCGAAGGGUUCCAGCGCGAAAGCAACAUGCCCGCCGCAAUCGUCGGAGUUCUUGGCGUCUGCUCUAUUCCAAUCCGGGCCAACGGCGACGCCAAGAACUCGAUACUGCGCAUGGAGUAUCUCCUGGAUGAUCGUAUGCUCUUUCGGGAGCUGCAAUUGGGAUGUGGCUUGCGUGCCACCCUGGGACCUAUGUUUUCACACGCACCCAAUACUCUCACCGCGAUCCCUAAAUUCCGCAUUAAUUCCCGCCCAGUUCCAGCCUUUGUCUUGGCUCCGGUGUACCAGAACUAUCCACUGCGUCCUUGGCUUUUGCAGCGCUAUACUGAUCCGUUAGCCCCGCACGAACACGACUUCAACGAGGUUGCCGAGCAUCUGCAAGAGUUGAGUGACUGCGCAUUGCAUCGUCUCAUGUCCCGCUGGAGCUUCCUUAGCCAACCCCUGGACAUUAGCUUCCACACGGCGUCUUGCAUUAUCACAGCAGCCGCAGUGCUGCACAAUCUACUGGAAGAACUAAGCGAGCCGCACAUGCUCGAGUGGGGCAACUCAGUGGACGUGUCCAAGUUCCGGGCAGAGCCGCUGCCUGAUUCAGUCGGCGAAGACGCUGAGUCUCACGCGGCGCUAGAAGUGCGAGAUUUCCUAGCCAGAACCAUAAGCUCUACUGAAAUGUGAGGCGUACAAAUCGGUGUGCAUCUGACUUUGCAUAUAUAAGUUUUAGAGAUAAUGACUAAAAUAAAACCAAAUUAAGUUACAUUAUUAAAA